AUCUAGCAUAACCUCAAACUCCCUGUGAUUACAUUAUACUACGCUUCAGCGACGUCGAGGCAUUAAUGUCAACUGUGCCGAAUGUGUAAGACAAGAUUUCUAACUGGGCGACAGAUGCUGCGAAGUCUUCAUUGCUCUUUAUCGCACCCGGACUUAGACGUGUAUGAUGUAAGGGACUCGUUAGUAUGCUGGAUAAGCGGCGACUCCAUGCCUCCGGUACGUCGCCUUACACUCUGAUUUUCGUGGUCGCCUUGGCACUGACUGGAUGCUUCUCCUUCUGGCUUCACAUCGACAGCUCCGGUUCACCGACGCCGUACAGCAGCGGCGCGUCGGCACCGGGAUAUCUGCUAAUCCUUCCCGGAAACGUGACGCUCUCCCCGCAACCGUAUUUACUGCACGAACUUUCGUUCGGUGACAAAUCCACCUUGAUCGACAUAAAGGACUUCCGGUUCACGAUCAACAAUGACCCGUGCAACCGGACGCACCCGUUGCUGCUGAUGCUGGUUCAUUCGGCUCCCGAAAACUUUGUUAAGAGAAACGUGGUCAGGGAGACAUGGGGCCAGCAAUCUCCGGAGGUGGCGCUCCUCUUCUUCGUCGGCUCGUCUGAUGGAUAUCAGACGAUGCUGGAAGAGGAGAAUAGAAAAUUCAAAGAUUUGAUACAAGGCAACUUUCUCGAUGCCUACAGAAACAUGACUUACAAGCAUGUGAUGGCAUUGAAGUGGGCUACGUAUCAUUGUCCAAGUGCCAAAUAUAUAUUAAAAUUAGACGAUGAUGUUUUUGUUCAUAUACCUGCCAUGCUGGAUUUCUUGACGCGUGAUUUAUCGCCAUGGGGAGCCAGACGAUUGAUCCUGUGCGAUCUUCUACCCACGGGUACCGUGAAGAGAUCCUGGCGUUCCAAAUGGAGAGUCUCCCCUCGAGAAUAUCCUGGCAGACACUAUCCUGCGUAUUGUGCCGGAUGGGCUAUACUCUACUCUCCCGAUAGCGUAUUUCUUUUGUAUCGUGAGGCACAGAAAGAGCCAUAUUUCUGGAUCGACGAUGUUCAUAUUACCGGGACGUUAGCUAGGAAAGUAAAUUUAACACAAACCUCUCUGCAUUACUUGGUGCUAACUAACGAGAAUAUGCAGGACCUUCUAUCAAAUCCAAAUUCUCGUAGGGAGUUUCUGUUCGGACCUCCAAACCUUACUGAAAACGAGAUAAGAGCCUUACAGAGCUUGGUCACUAAACCACGGCCUAGCAGCGAAAGCCUAGUGAACUGAAACAUUUCGAAUGAGCGAAAGACAUUUAUGCAUCUGUGAUCAUUUUUAUCCUCAAGAUAAUUUUUCAGAUGAAAAAGCGUCGUCGCGAUUUAAAAUUCUUUCAUUUGCCUAUCCCCAGUAACCUUUAGAUAUAAACAAGGGUUAAAAAUUAAUUCUCAAACGAAAUAUUUCGAUUAUUAAAUUUUAUUAACAAUAAGGCAGAUGCAUAAAUCUUUUUCUUAUUUAAUACGACAAAAAAUUUCUCUGGUACUUGAUAUUUUGCACACUUUUCCUGCAUUUCAAUUCUCUACGGAUAUAAUUCUCUUCGUGAGUGUUCAAUUUUUUGCACAGUAUUUUUACAGUAUUAUACUUCGUUGCAAGGGAAAUUUUUUCUAAAUAUCGAAUCAUAUAUUUCGGAAUAAUAUAAUAUUUUUUUAUUGUGGUUGGCUUUUCCAUAAUGAUACUAUAAGAGUAAUAUUAUAAUUUCUUUCGUAAUUUUAUAUCUGUGUGACGGCUAUCUUACGGCUAUAUUACGUAAUCAACGUUUCAAUAAAAUUCUUAAAAGCGUGUCUGAUUUGAUGAAGCGCAUCACAAUCAACGCACAAUGAUUUGUAUAUUCCUUGUUUGGUGUUGUAUAUCCGACUAAUUUAAUUAAUACUAUCUGACUAAUUAAUUAAAAAUGAUCAAGCGAUGCAUAUCAUAUUAACAUCGCAUAAUGAAAUUUUCCUUUUUGUGAAUCAACUGAUGCAAAAACAAAUGUAUUAUAAUCCCAAGAUUAUAGGGCCAGAAAACGAUCGAGGAAUAAAAACAAAUUUAUAGAUAUUCAAUUCAAAAUUUAAGAUAUCAAAUUAUUAUAUGAAAUCUGAUUAUAUGAAAUGAGAUUAUUAGGUACCAAUAAGUAAAACCCCAAAUCAAGGGUCCAUUCGCGAGUUAGGAGGGCUUAAAAACUGGAAAUUCUUGUUCUUGUAACGCGAAUCGUUUAUCUGACGAUUCGAAUGAAAUUCUAAUUUUCAGCUCCUUGAAUGAUUAGCGAAAACAUGGAUCUUGAACCUACACGCACCUUUCUUUCUAUCAAUUUUCAUAUUUAUCAAUGAUGCAAUAUACCUCAGUAUACGUAUGUACACACACACACACACACACACACACACACACACACACACACACACAUACACAUAUGUUAUAAUUAUAUUCAGUUGGUUUGCUAGGAGAGUAAUACAAUUGAAAAUAUUAUAUUUUUCAAGCAAUAUGUUUUAUAUAAAAAGUUUCCCAUUAAAAAUUGCAAUUGACAAUAAUAUAUUUUUCAGGAAAUCUAUUUAAUAUAGGUUUCAAAUUGGAAAUUAUUAAUUACUUAACUAUUUAACAAUGAAAUCGUUUUAUAAUUAACGGCAGUGUUUGGAAUCUUGUUCAUUUAUUAGCUUAAUCUCCAAAUCUGUAGUUUUGGUAUUUCCUAAAUUCAAUUUUGGGCUAACUUCAACUAAUUGAUUAUGCUCGCGUGUAACUAUUUCUUCUAGUUUCAUCACCCUGGACGUUUUGCCAGCUAAGUUCUCUUGUUUUGGCUACUGAUUCUCUAUAUCGCAUUUGAAAUAUUCUGAGUUUGUGUAAUGUUGCAUUAUCUCAAGUUCACAUUCUAUCUUUUGCAACCUUGAGCUCAUUUCAUUGUUAGUACCCAAUUGUAUAGUACACAAUUCUGUAAUUUUAGCAGUUUGUGCUUCUGUAUGUUUAUACAAUUAUGCAACUUUUUCCCUCCCUGCAUUCUGCCAUUUACGUUUAGCACCUAUAGAUAAUAAAUUACAAGAAAGGUUUUACGUUCUGGGUAUAUAUUAUUUGUGUAUAUUAUUUACUACUAAAAAAAGGAUUAAAAUAUUAUUUUAAAGUAUGUUAUUCUUAUUAAAUAGUAUAUUUUCAUCUUAAUAAAUACAUUUUUUCUAUAGAACUAAUUUUUUCAUUAUAGAAGUAACAAUUUUUUAAGUAUAUCAACCUUCUGGCAAACCGACGAUAUACAUAUUUAAAUCUCGGUUGUUCUGUCGUUUUCUCUCUUUGUUUCAAUCUAGAAUACAACGAAUACGAUUUGCAAAAGAAGCGCAUGAAUUUCUCUGUAAAAUGGCGAGAGAGAGAGAGAGAGAGAGAGAGAGAGAGAGAGAGAGAGAGAGAAAGAGAGAAAGAAUAUAUGUGUUAAACGGUAACAAUUAAUAUAAUACGCUUCACUGUUGCUGCAAUGGAGAUCUGUAAAUUCUGAAUUGUUCUGUAUACACUUAUAGAUAUACGUACAAAAUGUUGGUGACUAUUAGUUAGCAAAGUAUCAUGUCUAUUAUUCUCUGAUGUGGAUUAAACAACCUUUUUUUUAUUUAUUUAAUUUAUAUUAACUAUAGCAGCAUUUUCGUCACAUUAUGUAGAAAAAACCGAAGGUUUUUUCAUUGUAUAUUAUCGAACAUGUUUAUAUAGUAAUGGAGUAAAAUACUUAUAAUUUCAAUAAACUACGGAUUGUUUCAA
Messenger RNA from Bombus huntii, 3725 nucleotides. Its product is annotated as beta-1,3-galactosyltransferase 5. The transcript has 4 exons. Lineage: Eukaryota; Metazoa; Arthropoda; Insecta; Hymenoptera; Apidae. The record is from RefSeq and is a predicted model, not a curated record. Bases 186 to 1256 code for a protein of 356 amino acids. Gene Ontology annotation, cellular component: membrane. Gene Ontology annotation, molecular function: hexosyltransferase activity.